Empidonax traillii (willow flycatcher) is the source of this 1060-nucleotide messenger RNA. RefSeq names its product MLLT11 transcription factor 7 cofactor (gene MLLT11). The transcript has a single exon. Lineage: Eukaryota; Metazoa; Chordata; Aves; Passeriformes; Tyrannidae. The record is from RefSeq and is a predicted model, not a curated record. The coding region runs from base 240 to 500 and encodes 86 amino acids. Gene Ontology annotation, cellular component: nucleoplasm; cytosol. Gene Ontology annotation, biological process: positive regulation of DNA-templated transcription; apoptotic signaling pathway; positive regulation of mitochondrial depolarization.
CGACCCAGGCCGUGGGUAAAGCUUUGGCAGGGCUCAGAUCUGCAGUUGGGCCCGGCCUGGAGUCCAACCUGCACAACCCCAUGCUCUCCCCAGCCAGCAGACUGAUUCUGGGGGGUGUCUCAUGGGGCUGAGUCAAUGUGGGCAACACCUGAGAUUUUCAGCCACUUGGAGGCCGCUGCUGAGUGCUGGUCGAGCUUUUCCCCCCCUGUCCUCUCGCCCUGCCCCUCCAGAGCGCCAGGAUGCUGGACACCAUGAGCAGCCAGUACGACUCCUUCAUCUACUGGAGGAUGCCGAUCCCGAGGCUGGACGUGGCGGAGCUGGAGGGGCUGGGGCUCGCAGACAUGGCCCUCUACAAGCCCAAGGCAGGGCUGGGCCAGCGGGAGCGGCUCAGCCAGGACCUGUCCCCGGAGGAGGAGGACACCCUGCUGCCGUUCAACACCUUCAACUUCUGGCGGGCUCCCAUCGCCAGCAUCAGCUCCUUAGAUUUCGAUCUAAUCUGAAGCCCUCCCUGCCCCUCCUCACCCCUCCCUGCUCUCCCCCUCUCCGCCAGGGUUUGGUUUUCUCGUCACUUGGGGGGUUGUCGGGUUGGUUUUUGUUCGUUUCUGGGCGGUUCUGCCAUCGCUAAUUAACUCAGCAGUUCACCGUGGGCUCGAGGCUGAUGGGCUCCCCGAAAAACCUCCAGCCCCACCCCACUCCUCCCCCUUUCCCUCCCUUCUUGGCGCUGGAAUCGCAACGGUGCAAGGAGGGGGGAACGACACCGGGGGGCAAAUACGAGGGGAGGGGGCAGAAAGAGCCCCCCCUGCUGCCCCUCUCCAUGUCUGGGAGGUCCUGGGGGGUGUUGGUGUGACCGUGGGUGUCCCCGCCCUGUGUGACACGUUUUCACCUCAUUCCUCCCGUGCUGUUUUAAGAACACUCAUUUGUGCAGUCGGGGCGGUGGGAAUUGAUCCUCUGCGUUCCCCUGACCCAGUUUCUCCCAAAUCUGCCUCAUUCCUUACCCUUCCCCUCAGGAAUUCGAGGUGGAAGAGGCAGGGAUGUGCCCAGGGUACCAGCUUGAGCCCAA